AUGCGGUCUCAAUUUUCGAAGCAGCUGUCUUCGGCGGGAGCAGAGGAGAUUGGCGAAUUAUCAAGGAAGGAGCUUGACGAUGCCAACCUCGCGCGCAUGGGCAAACGCCCCGUCUUAAAGCGCAAUUUUGGUUUGAUGUCAAUGCUGGGUUUCAGUUGUACGAUUCUGAUUACCUGGGAGGGAAUUGUCGUGCUAUUCUUGCAAGCAUACCAAAACUACCUUUGUGAUUCUAUCCGAGUUGUCAUCGAUGGCACCAACAUCUGGAGGACAGUACCACUGGACAUCCAUGCUAGCACCGCGAUCGUGCAUGAAAGUCAUGAGCUACCUAACAGGCGAGUAGAAGAUCCCUUGAGCUAUGCAAAAGUAAAGCUAACACAAUUCAAAGGUUGGCUUACUGUUAUUGGGUGGCAAGCCACGUUUGCAACCUCAUGUUAUUUGGUCGGCAGCUUGGUUCAAGGCUUGGUCGUGCUCACCCACAGUACAUAUGAGCCCCAAAGAUGGCACGCAACCCUUAUGUUCUGGGCGGUUGUGCUAUUGUCCGUCGCCAUCAACAGUCUUGGCGGCCAAGUUCUUCCUCGAUUUGAGGGCAUGAUCUUGAUUCUCCACAUCCUGGGCUUCUUCGCGAUUCUCAUUCCCUUGACUUACAUGGCCGACCAUGGAACCUCCAAGGAGGUCUUUACCCAGUUCCUCAACAUGGGAGAAUUCCCAUCCCAAGGACUGUCGUUCUUUGUCGGAAUGGUCGGCUGCAUCUUUUCGUUUGCCGGUGGUGAUGCCGCGGUUCAUAUGUCUGAAGAAAUUACAAAUGCCGCCAUUGCAGUCCCAACCUCCAUCAUGUUGAGUGUCAUGAUCAACGGAUCCUUGGGUUUCGGCAUGUUGAUCGCCAUGCUGUUCUGCAGUGGGGAUCUUGGAUCAGCCCUGGAAACACCCACUGGAUACCCCUUCCUUGCAAUCUUUUUGGAGGCAACAGGAUCCAUCGCCGGAACCGCGGUGAUGGGGUCGAUCGUUACUACUAUGGGCGCCACAACAUCAGUCGGUAUGUUGGCGUCCACCUCGCGCCAGUUCUGGUCCUUCGCGAGAGACCGUGGCAUUCCCGGCUGGCGACUAUGGAGCCAGGUCACCGAGAAGUCUGCCGUCCCCAUAUACUCUGUUUUGAUUACAUCCGUGAUCGCCUGCCUCCUCGCACUCAUCAACAUUGGCUCCACUGUCGCCUUUAAUGAUCUCUGCUCCAUGUCAAUCUCGGGUCUCUACCUGUCAUACAUGGUGGUUGGCAGCCUUCUCCUUUGGCGCCGUUGCACAGGCGGGAUUAGCUCUGUUCGCAGCAGCGAUUCCGCUAUCAUCAACACCGCCGGCGCAAAGCUCGUCUGGGGCCCAUUCCAUGUGCCGGGCAUCUGGGGUAUUCUUAUCAACGCCUGGGCUUUGAUUUAUAUGACUAUCGCUGUCUUCUUUAGCUUCUGGCCCCCAGCUUGGGCGGUGACCGUUCAAACUAUGAACUUUAGUGUCGUUGGGACUGUGGGGACCAUCAUGCUCAGUCUUUUCUACUACUAUGCCCGUGCGAGCAAGGUCUAUAGUGGGCCGAUUAUGGAGCAUAAUCUUUAA
Messenger RNA from Penicillium expansum, 1596 nucleotides. Its product is annotated as putative GABA permease. Gene Ontology annotation, cellular component: membrane. The transcript has 7 exons. Lineage: Eukaryota; Fungi; Ascomycota; Eurotiomycetes; Eurotiales; Aspergillaceae. Gene Ontology annotation, biological process: transmembrane transport. Bases 1 to 1596 code for a protein of 531 amino acids. The record is from RefSeq and is a predicted model, not a curated record. Gene Ontology annotation, molecular function: transmembrane transporter activity.